This is a messenger RNA of Annulohypoxylon maeteangense, 2595 nucleotides long. Its product is annotated as Six-hairpin glycosidase-like protein. The record is from RefSeq and is a predicted model, not a curated record. Bases 345 to 2480 code for a protein of 711 amino acids. NCBI's taxonomy places the organism in Eukaryota, Fungi, Ascomycota, Sordariomycetes, Xylariales, Hypoxylaceae. The transcript has 11 exons. Gene Ontology annotation, biological process: carbohydrate metabolic process.
CCUGGGUAUGGAAAUGAUAUCUUGAGACCCGAAGUGAGAUUAAAGCGGAGGACAUAAGUCAAUUCUCACCUUCGGUUCCGUUAUCAUACCGGGAAUCGGAAAUGUGUGCAACGUACAAAGUUAUGCAACACGCCUUUCGUACCUUAAGAAUGUAACCAUUUUCGAAUGCCUUCGCGUCUCGCGACGGAGCUCGGGUCCCGAAACAUAAUGUUUCUCGCCGAAAACAUCUCCACGACGGCUUGAAGGAUACGGUGUUGGGGUAGCCAUCAGGUAGGGACCCGACGAAUUUCCAAGCCGCCUACAAUUCACCCCCAUUUCAUCAUAAACUCGCGAUCUCGCUACCUAUGCGAAGUCCAGUUGUUGCGAAAAUUGAUAGGCAAAAAAUUGUUUCCAAAUACAAUAUCAAGAGGGAUAAGUUAAUCAAUAAUACUACGACCCCUUUGCAAGUCGGAAAUGGAAACUUCGCAUUCAAUGUCGAUAAUACGGGGAUGCAGACCUUUCUGCCGUUCAACACUCUUUCGAGCUGGGCAUGGCACAAUGAUAGUCUGCCUACAGACGGCGAGAAUCCCAGCGACUAUCACGGAGUAGCAAGGAUGACUCACGGGAGAAAUAUCUCGUACGAUAUCCCCGACCCGGAGCUUCCAGAAGUCUCACAAUGGCUCAUAUCGAAUCCCAAUCGCAUCAAUCUAGGUCGCAUUGGCCUAAGAUACCAGGGCGUUACCUUAUCGGCUUCUCGAAUAACGAAUGAGGUUCAAGAGCUUGAUCUGUGGAAUGGGAUUAUAACAUCAACUUUCGAGGUUGGUGGGGAGACCGUCAUAGUUACCACUCAAGGCGAUUUCGAAUCGGAUGCGGUAACUUUCCACAUAGAAUCCGAACUGCUCAGUUCAGGGGACCUGGAUGUUGAACUUGACUUCCCCUAUCCACCAAUCCAUACCACGAAGUACAAGUACGAAGUUUUCGUCGGCGUCUACGACUUCCCCCUUAACCAUAGUACGUCUAUUAUUGCAAAUAGUAGCAUAGGCGAAGCACACAUCUACCAUGAGUUGCAGGAGAUGAAUUAUUUUGUCAAUCUGCGAUGGCCAGUCGAAAACUUUCUCAGUCUCUCCAAAGUUAAACCACUAAAUUCUAGCGCAAUCACAGUGCACCGUUAUGCCCUGUCCGCCACAUCUGUAUCUCGUCAUCGGGCUAAUACCAUGGAUUUCACCGCACAAUUUUCCCCAGAUAAGAGAACAACUGCAUUGCCAUCUGUUAUCAGAGAGCGCAAUUCCGAAGGGUGGAAUGAAUAUUGGGAUGAAGGAGGAUUCGUGGAUCUCACAUCUUCGUCGAAUCCAAAGGCCAAUGAAUUGCAGCGGCGCAUCAUAUUAUCGCAAUAUCAUGUUCGGGUAAAUAGUGCCGCAAAUGGGCAAUCGCCUCAAGAAAGCGGGCUUAUGAAUAACGGCUGGUAUGGAAAAUUCCAUAUGGAGAUGGUGGUUUGGCAUAAUGCUCAUUGGAGUACGUGGGGCCGCCAAAAAUAUUUCGAUAACAUUUUCCCAGCGCUUUAUGAGAAACUAUUGCCAUCGUCAUUAACUAGAGCAAAAACAAUGGGAUGGAAGGGCGCAAGGUGGCCAAAAAUGACCGAAAUCAAUACUGGAGCUAGCUCGCCGGGCGGUAUCAACGGCCUUCUCCUGUGGCAACAACCCCAUCCCAUGUAUCUGGCCGAACUUGCAUAUCAAGCCGCGCCAACCCAAGAGACCCUAGAACAGUGGGAUACCGUAAUUAGUGCUUCCGCCGACUAUAUGGCUUCCUACGCGUGGAAGAACGAAAGCUCUGGCUAUUAUGAUCUAGGACCACCUAGCUAUGGUGUAACCGAGAACACACCACCAACCGAGACAUUGAAUCUAGCGUAUGAAAUCGCCUAUUGGAGGUACGGCCUCGACGUCGCCCGAAAUUGGAAAAGACGACUAAACCAAUCUAUCCCCGAACGUUGGACAGCCGUUGCCGAGAACCUUGCUCCCCCACCACAAGUCGACGGACUUUAUGCUGUCUAUGAGGGUUUAAACAGCUCAUGGUGGGAAGAUCCUAAGCUCAACGGGGAUCCUCGAAGUCUCAUUAUGCUUCAAGGAAUCCUCCCUGACACGCCUGCCGUCGACCCUGAGAUCGCGCUGAAGACGGCCGAUAAGAUCUGGGAGGUCUGGACAGAUGACAAGAUCCGUGGGUGGGGUCGACCUGUGCUGGCGAUCAACUCGGCUCGAAUUGGAAACCCGGAGCGCGCUAUCUACCAUUUAACAGCAUAUGAUUAUUGGGUGUUCGAUGAUGCUGGCUUCGCUGUCCGUGGAGGUGAUGGCGGUACCCCUCCUCCUUUCAUGCCCGGCAAUGCGGGAUUCCUUUACGCUGUUGCAUACAUGAUCGCUGGCUGGAAUGGAUCAGAGGGGGAUACACCUGGUUUUCCUAAGGAUGGGACCUGGACGAUUGAACAUGAGGGUUUGUUGAAGGCACUUUAAACUGAGAAGACUUAAUAAAAAACAUUCAAGGAGCUUUUGCUCCUACAAUCCACCAUCCCCCACCAAGGAACAACGCCCCACAGUCAUGCUGCCCCUUCGGUAACCAAUCAUAGCU